AUGAGUGCAACUACACGCGGCCGGCGGCGAGUCUCGGCCCUAGGCCUGAUCCAGCCAUCUCCCAGUCCACUAAAUCCUUAUCAUCACACUUCUUUUUUCUUCCCAACUACUUACUGUCCUGUCGAUCACAUGGGGAGAAGGUAUCGAUUUCCAACUUUCGAUGUUGAUGUAACUUCUUCUCAAGUUUUUUUCUCUUUUUUUUUUAAGAUCUCGAUUUGAGAAAAUCAUAAUGAAAUUUGGGAUUUUAAGUGCGUCACUGAAACCGAAAUCUGAUUUUUGAUAAAAGGUUUCAAAUAGGUUCGUCCAUGUUUACUAGGCAAAUCCAUGGAAAAUUGCUGGAUUUGCCCUGUUUUUUUAAAGCUUGAAAACUUGUCUAAUGCUUCAUAAAAAUAAAUCCUGAGAAAACCAUUUUUUUGCGCCUUUCAUUGAGAUUUUUACAAAAAAAUUCGUAUUGACGAAAUUUUUUUCAGGCUUUCAAUGAGAAAUAUUAAAAUUCUCUUGAUUCUGAAAAAGUUAAAACCUGAAGCUCCCCAAUGAAUCUAAAAAAAUGAAAAAUUGAAAGUUUUAUCCUUCGACUAGUAAAUACUUAGAACUCAUUCCAAACUGUCAGCAUCCUCAAUAACUAUCGGAGUUUCUUGUCUACAUAGAGUCACACCCACCGCCGAGGCCUAAUGACUAAUAAUCGGGUUGGCUCCAAAUGGUCGGCGGCGUGCUGUUUUUAGGCUAUCCGAUGCUCACAAUUGACCAAUUCUUGGUCUUCAUAUUACUUUUUACUUUCAUUUUCAUGCUUUGAUGACUUUGCUGUUUCAGAAUUCUCGGUGACGCGCUCUCGCGUGGGUUCUCGCUCACCUAUGACGGUCGACGACGAACAGAGCCGCCUGGAAAAAAUGCCAUCAGCAGGUAUUUUGCGUUUUAGAAUAUAUUUAUUCGGUAUGAUUUUUAUUUCUCUGUUUUCGCCUCUAUUUUCUUUCACUUUGAGAAUUUGUCUGAGGUGCCGAAAUUUCUGUUUCAAAACUUUUCGAAAACGUUUUUUUGCAAAAAUAAAAUCCGAUCAUUUCCAUUUUACUCCACAAUCUUCCAACUUUCCAUCAAAAAUAACUGGGUUCAGCCUCCGAGUUUUCCUCCUUAUCAGUGCCUGAAAUCUGAGCUUGAUUCUUCUUCCCGAGUAAUUAGCUAUUUCUAACUAAGAAUCUUGGAGCUUCACCCCCCUCAGAGCCAAAUUUAAUGAGGUCUAGUGACCUCAGAGUUCAUUUAAAAAUGGGGAAAGAAUAAGCCAAAAAUUUCUGGCUUUCAGUGAUGCUACAGUGAAAUUAAAGAAUUCUUAAAUUUCUGCCAUUCACGAGAGCAACAGAUUUUCCAGCGACUCUGUGGCGCCGGUAUAGGUACCGCAUAACCAAUGAAUUGAAUUGCUUUCCUCACGCCAUUUUAUUCAAGAUUUCCAUGCGUCAAAAAAUUAGCUCUUCAACAAACCGUUCUAGAGAAACUUUUGUAGGGUGAUGGAAUUUUUUUUUUCGAAAAACGGCCCUAACUUCUUUCACUGACCUCGGCCUGAAGGCGUCUCAUAAAAAUGAACGGUUAUUGUCGCAUCGGCUGUUUUGCGAAUGUCCUCCUCACUUCUUCAUGUUUGAAACCUGGCCCACUGUAGAAUUACUUCAAGGGAUCAUUUUCUGUUUCCAAGAAAAUUUGAUGAAACAAGACGCAAGGAAAUCUUGACAAAACCUGUCGCGUUGCGAUACCGUACACGGAUUUCUAAUCUUGACACAUCUAUUAUGGAAUCUGUCAAAUUUCUCACUGAGUACCUUGCAAAAUCUGUCAUGUUUUGUGAAAAUACGACUCUCCACUUCAAUGGGACGUUUGAAAAAGAUAAGAAAAAAAAAUGUUUGAACUUGGAAUUUAUUAUACUGAAUACAUCUAUAGUCCAUUCGAACAUACUGAAAAUAAGAUUUUGAAAAAUCUUAGUCUAGCCACACUUAUUACUCGAGACUGCAAAAUUCAAACUAGGUUUCAGAAAAGUUAAAUUAGACUUCUUUUUCACAAUUUAUUCCAUUUUUUCCUUUUAUUGCUUAUAACGAAAAUCGAUAGACUUAAAAACGUAAAAAAAAAGUUCAGGCAAUAUUUUUUCUUCAGGCCUUUUCUUUUUCAGUCUGUACUGCUUUAAAAGCUUCAGCUGACUGUUGCGAAUCUACAAAAAUCGAAUCAAUUUUAAAAUUAACGUUCGCUAGAUAUAUAUGCCACAGCUUAGAAAUCGAUGAUAAGCGCAAAAUUUUCAAGAGGAAAAAAAACAAGAAAGCCAAAGAACCUUCUUUUUUUGAAAACCUUUUCUGUCAUGACCCACUCCAUACAAAAGAAUUUUGUCUAGAAGUACAGUAAGAUCUAAUAAAAAGUGGACUUUUUUCUCAGUCGGAGGUAUUAGUUGCUCGAUUGUGCGACCUCCGCUUUUUUUCUGCCGGUUUUAAGUUGUCACCUUUUUUUCUGGGUAGAUCGCCGUCGCGUCGCAAAGUGGUCCGUCGAGGCGCAAUUGUCUCGUCCACAUAUGCCCCUAUGGAGUGUCGAUUUCACACUUCCGUGCUCACGCAUUCAUUCAGGAAGCGUAACACCUAUAAUUCAAAGCAUUCGAGCCAGCCUCUCUAUAGAAAGACUGAGGGUACCAUCUCGACCUGUGGAUCGAGGACAGCUGCAAAUUGACUUUGCUGUUUAUGACCCUCUAGCUAAAGCCCUAUGGGUUCUAUGCAAUGGGAAAAAUCGAGAAUUUCCUCAUUAGAGCAGAAAAAACUCACAAGAAAAAGCCCUGUAUCGAUUCUCGUUUUUUGAUUUUCAAAGUCACUUCACUGAACUCUUAAAGCAAAAGCUCUCUAAAAAGAUUUCGCUCAGUUUUUUCGGCCGUUCCUGACACAUUACACCUUUUUUCAGUCAUUAUUUGCAAUAUCUCAUUUUUUUUGAUAUCUCUGAACCGGAUAGUGUGAAGAAGGAGGCAAAAAUGACUGUAAUUUUCAAAAAAAAAAUUUUUUCCUUCCAUUUUGUAGUGCCAUAUUUGAUAACUUUGAGCUUUUUUUUUUUUUGGCAGUUUUUCUUCAAAUCACUGUCUAUCGAUAAAGUUCUGAUUAUUUCAUAAUUUUUGAAAGAUUGAAAUCUCAUUCUCUUACUGUUCCCUUCAGUUCCGAAAAUUUUGAACAGACUAUUUUUUCCCCCCUUUUUCAGGUCAUUUCAGGUUUCUUGAUUUUCUCAUCAUUUUUGAAUCCUUCAACUUCGAAGGUUAAAAAUCAAAAUACUUCAAAAAAGAUCUAAAAGAUGUACCCAAACUACCGAAAUUUCAAAAAUAACCCUUCUCCCGUACUACUACAAGACUGUACAAAGACUUUACGCUCCAAUUACUCGAAUUAGUCAAAUCAUCAUUGACUACGGUAGGACUGAGAAAGUGUGCAACAACAGGAGCUCAAGCGAGUUGCGCAACGUGCUCCAAGAGAGUUUCCGCGUUGGCUCCCCACCGGGAGGUUGACGAGUUGAUAGGAGUGCGGAUUCCGCCGCUGCAUCUACCAUAUGGACAGUCCUAAGUCUCACUAAUAUGUUAAUUUCCUGGCGGCGUGUCUUUAGUUCAAACAGUUUGGAAAAGGUUUAGAAGUCAUAUUGAACUUUAGAUAGUAAUCAACGCAAGCUUAAAAAAAUUAACAACAAAACGGCUCUUUCUUCUCGCUUUUGGAAACUUAGCUUUGAUGAAGCCUCAAACUAUUAACGAAUGAACUAUUUUUGAACUGAACGAAAGAAGUUUUUGUUGAAAAAGUUUCAGCUGAAGUUAACUUUUAGUGUUGAAAGCAUGUUACGAUCCCUUAUGGUUUCAAAAAGACGAAGCUUUCUUUGAAAAAAUCAAAAACUUCAUUCAAAACGUCUCUAGAAAAAAUUGACAUUUGAACAUUUCCAAAAUGGUUCCUGUUCAAUGUUAGGUUCUUCUCCAUGCCGUCCUAGUCAACCCAUUUUCUCAAGUUUUAGGGAUCUAGCAUAUCAUUUUGAAGCUGAAAAAAAACCCAUCGCUUCAAAAAAGCCAAGUUCGCCAUUCUCACACCUUUUAAUCCAGUCAGCUCAAAAAUUCAAAUGUUGCGGCGACAGUCAAAGUGCGGCGAACGCGGACAUCUAGGUGUGCCGGUCCGGACCAUAAUGGGCUCUUUGUGACUUCCGGUUGGCGGAGAGUGGAGAGAGCCUGACCGAUGUCCACGAGGCACUGACCCGUGCUUCAAUUCCAAUUAUCUUCUUGGCGAAAUCUCCAAGAAUAACUACGCUGGCGCGUGCCCCGGCAGCCAACUCUUAACUGGAUUAAUUGCAAUGAUCCUUGUUAUUUGAAUCUGUUGGGCGAGGGAUGAGUUUCAAACCUUAUUUCGAGAGCGGAACCCCUGGAAUCACCGAAAAAACUGCAGAAAAAGAUUGAUUGACUUUGAGAUGGUGGAGAUGGUUUUUUAGCUUUUGAUACUUCUUUUUCUGCAUAGUCUCAAGCCCAACAAUUGCUCAUUGGGAUUUUAUGUUGAUUGGAACUUUCACUCUGAUAAUUUUGAAAAAUCACUGGAAAAUCUCUAGCGUAGUACUUCUAUAGAAAAAUUGCCUUUCUAAGCCCCUGGAAACUUUUCUUACAUACCAAAAAAAUUUUCAAAUCAAAAUCGCUCUCAAAAUAAAACUCGAAAGUUUAGCAGUUUCUUUGCUCUGUGCCCACUCGGCUGAAUUAAGCACAUAUUAUUUGACAAGAAAAAAAAAACUGAAAUAUUCCAGUUGAUAACUUUAUCGUAUCAGCUUAACUUCUAAGCAUCCAGAAAUUCCUUUGGAAUCGCAAAUUUCAAGAUUAACGUGAAGGUCUGAUCCUUUGACAUUUUCAGUGAAGAUUUGGGAGUUUUGACUGUGAAUUUGUGAAAUGAAGGUGUUGAUUACUAUUAUUCGAACAAGUGAGACCAGAUUGUGGGUACAGAAGGUGUUGGCCAAACAAGUGAGUCGAGUGGCGAGGGGAGCGCUUUCAAGAAGAAUGUGCUUUAAUUGGCAAGUGUGGUGGAUGCCGCGCCGGCUGUCCUAAUCCGGCGAUCCAUCAAUUUUUUCGGUCCGUAAUAUACCACUUGCUGUGAUGUAGACUUCAUCAGGGUGAGAAAAAAAAAACAUGCGCGAUGAUGAAGGAAUGGAAGGAAGUUGAAACGGCAAAGCGCAAUAAUGUUUUUUUCGAAAAAUGUUCUCGAAAGGUUAUUUUCGAUCUUUUCUCUGAAGCUUCAGGCUUACUGGAAUUCAGUGAUUUUUCUCAGGUAGUUCUGCUCAAAACUUUUGCUCGAAAAGUCUUAAAACGGUUCGAAGCGAAAAGAGGCUUUCAGUAUACUUUUUCUUGACUUUUUAAAAUUUUUGUGCAAAAGGAAAAAUUAAAUUUAUUUUUCACUUACCUCUCAUUCUUCAUUUUUUCCCUCUUUCUCUGAGAAACUAGGACUUCACGAAAAAGAUAUUAUUAUUAAAACUCAAAAAAAUAUGACGAGUUUUAUUGAAAAGUUGCCUGCAUUUCUCUCCAGCUUUCGGCAGUUUUCUGUUCUAUUUUCAACUUUUUCUACCGCUUUUACAUAUUAAUAUCUUGCUCGGCAUCUUCAGACAAAAAUUCAACUUCUUCUACUUUUCCAACUGUCUCUUUAAAUAUUCUGAGCAUUGGCAGAUUCAGAUGGAGGCCACACGGGCGUCAACCAACUCGGUGGCGUCUUCGUCAACGGCCGGCCCUUGCCCGACGCCACCCGCCAGCGAAUCGUCGACUUGGCCCACAGCGGCUGUCGGCCUUGCGACAUCAGCCGGAUUUUACAAGUUUCCAAUGGGUUAGUUGAAAAAAAACAAUGUUGAUUCACGUGGAAGCGUUGUGGUCAUCUCUCCAACUGAGAUUUUCGUUCUCCUCUUGAACCUUUUUAUCAAGUUUCAUAUCGCGCAAGUAGUUUUUUUAGUCGGGUGAAGUCUCGAAAAAUCAUCCCGUAGCCAUUAAACUCGAAUGCGUGACCGGAAAAAAUUACGUUUUGAGAAUUUUUCGAUUUUACUUUUUUUGGUACAAAAAGCUAGUAAUGCAAUAAAAAGUUUUGAUUUUUUUGAUUUUAAGUUUUCACAAGGGAGGUCAUUUUACUUUGUGGUCGGAAUUUUGGGAAAAAAUGGAUAAAAAACUUCUUGAUGAACCAGAAGAAGUUUCUAAAAGCCUCAACCUGCACAAAUUCCCACAUUUUGAGUAAAGACGCUGUAAGUUCAAACAAAACGCUCAAAAUCCUUCAAAAUGAGCUGUUUUGGGGCUUCAGACCUUUUUUCUCUGAAACUAGAAAGUUGUGUAGGUUGAGGUUUCCCGGACCUUUUUCUGGUACAUCACGGAGUGUUCUGGCCGAUUUUCAAAGAGUUCCCAACCGCAAAGUAAAAUGAUCUCCCCUGUGAGUUUCGUACUGAAGUUUUCGAACAUCCUUUAUUUGAUAAAUAUUCUUUUUUUUUUUUGAAAACCGGAGUAUUUUUUUCUAGAAAGGAAAUAUCCGAUUUUUUUGACCUAACUUUUUCUUUCCUUCGAUCAAAGAUUUUUGCCAUUCUUUCCUAGAAAAAAAUUUAAUAAUAUGACAUGUAUAAAUUAAAUGUCAGAAAAUCUAAUACUUACUGUGUGUGUCAAAAAAAGUACAUUAAGAGAGUCUAAUCUUCCAUAUAUGUUUUUUUCUUCUUCUUUUUUUAUAAUAAGAUAAUACCAGACUGCAGGGGCGGAUAAUCCCUUUACAUGUCUCUUUCACGUUCUCAAAUCAUUUUUAUAAGGAAGUUUUUCCUCUUAUCUUCUCAGUCUUUGGUCUGAAUUUUUAAUAGAAAAUGAAUUUUUCGUCUAAUUUUUCCAGAAAAAUUUCCCCCAAAUUUUUUUCUGGUAGUUUCUAAAAAAAGGGGUUUGUUUGAAAUUGCGACUUCGGAAAACUUGAGCGGCUUUCUCAGAGCAGAGAUAUCCAAAAUUAUUUACGAAAAUUCCAUUUAAAAUCAUCAGUCAUGACGUCUUCUUCCUUCAAAAAGCAAAAUGUCCCCACCCUAACGUACCUUUCUAUUUUUUUCACGAUUUCGUGGGCUGACUUAGUAUUUUGCGGCACGCACUUUUCCGCAAAUCUUUCCGUUUCCAAAGGCUUAAGUUUUACCCCAUGGUAAGUGCGUAGGUGAGCUUCUAGAAGGUAAGUUUCGGAAAGCCCCGAUUUGACAAAGAACGGAUAACUGUUGAGAAGUCUCCCAUUUUGCUAUAAAGAUAUAAACAUUCUUUUUUUCCGCCAUUGACGUGGUAAACGACGCUUGCAAAGGCUUGUGCCGCGGAUUAUGUACAGGAAGAAAUUGGAAGAAAGUUGUUGAAAAAAUCGAAAACAAUAAAGGCUCAAUCAUCAUCUUUUACACCCCGCACAAUGAGUUUUUUCUCGAAUAAUCGCUGAAACUUUAAAAAAGUUGAAAGGUUUAAACUGAAAUCAGAAUCAAAAUUUGAGCUUUCCAAUCCCAGAUAUGUACAAAGAAAAUCCGUACUCUGCUUGGUCUGAGCUCCGAAAACACUGGUUAGCUCUGUCUAAUCUUCUUUUCGGUCUGAUAAUUCCCACCAACGCCGCGAUUUUCAGUGUUUUAGUUUGAUUCCAAUUCAUUUUUAUUUUCAGAUGUGUGUCCAAGAUUCUCUGUCGAUAUUAUGAGUCUGGGACGAUAAGGCCGAGAGCAAUAGGAGGAUCCAAACCGCGGUUUGUUAUUUUUUCAGUUAAAGUGGGAGAAACUUCACCAUAUAGGUAUAAAGUGAAAAAGUUGAAAAAGGAAUUUUUUUUUAGUUCCUUAACGGAAUGAAAUAUUUGGCCUUAGACAGUCAUUCUCAUAUUAUGUUUCACGAUUUCGAGGAAUUUGUCUAAUUAUGACCGCAAGGGAAUGGUUCAAGGCAUAUAAGGUGCAAAAAAAAAGUUUUUCUUUUAAGCAGUUCACUCAAAAAAUCGACGACUUGUCCGACCUGAAAAGUACGUCGAAAAGUCGAAAUUUUUGCCGCUUUGGACAUUAUUUUGACCAUGGCGCCUUGAACCAAUCCAAACGCGACCACUGAAUUCUAAAUCCAUUAGAAUAACAUAGGGACCGCAAAGCCACGCCCCUUUUCGCGAUAGAAAAAGUGGCUUUUUUUUGGUUUUCAACUUUCAUUUUGUUGUAGUUGCAAAAUAUGUGGAACUGGAUAAUGAAUUUUGACACACAUGUACAGAAAAGCUUCCUCUUUCGUUUAAAAAAUAUUUCACGCUUUCUUGAUGCGUUCGCGCGGAAUGUCGUACAAAAAAACGUGAAUGGAACUAAAAAAAUUUUUUUCGUUUUUUUGCUUUUUUUCAUGUGUUUUUCAGGUCGAACGCACUCUUUCUUUUUUUAAAUAAUGAUUUUUGAUUCAGGUAACGGUAAUUUUUAAAACAAUAAAAUAAAAAAAUUCGUCUUUGCCAAAAAAAUUUUUAGGGAGUGCCGAAAGUCAUAAUUCAAAAAUAUCGUUAAUAAGCGAAUAUAAUCGAGUUUUUUUGUUUUUUUCAAAAAUUUAGACUAUGGGCUUACUUAAAUUUUUUUCUCCACAGCAUAUGUGCUUGAAAAAGUUGUUUAAUACGCAAAAAAAUGCUCUUGAAAAUAGAGGAUAAAAUUAGCGGCGUUUAUCCCACAGAAAGCGGUCGAACGCAGGUUUUUUUCAAACGAUUAUAUACAUUUAUUAGUAAAAAAAUCUUUCAAUUAGAAGAAUAAAAUAAAAAAUUCGUCUUUGCCAAAAAUUUACGGGGCCGUUUUAAUGCAGCGAUCGUUAAACGAGGCAAAAAGCACUAAAAAAAACAGCUUUUUCGAAGUGAAUUUCCACGAAAAGUUUGAGUAAAGAUUUGCGAACAUAUUCUGAUAAAAAAAUAGCUUAAUUACUUCAAGUUUUUCUUUUUGAAAUAGGCAAUCUGUGCUUUUCAAACAGGUCAAGGAUAUGGCGGAUGGAAACUCCACUCGCUGGACCUAACAGCUUGGCGCAGCGCGUGCGCUGCGAUUUCUCAUUUUGAGGUCGCGAGUUCAAUGCCCGCAAGCGCCAGUUUUUUGUUUUCUGGAAAAUACCGACUUUUUCGGCAAACUAGCUGAUUAGCAUCAUUUUAGCACUCUAUUAUGAUUUGUUACAUCAUAAUAGACCAGUAUCAAAAGUUGUUCUGGAAGAAAAAUCGAGAAAAAUGUCAAAAAUGGAUAAUACCAAAAUUUCAGUACUAAAAAAAUGGUGCGCGGCGCGCCACAUUUUUCGUCAUAACUUUUUUCAUCCUCAAUCUUUUUCGAAAAACUAAACGGUUCUGAAUUUUGAAUCGAAACAGCUAUCAAACCAUACAAAGCUCAAUGCUGAAAAAUUUUUUUUGAAAGUUCGUCUGCGGUCCCUAGAAUAACAUAUCAAAAGAAAUCAAUCGAAAAAAUUCAAAAAUCAAUGAUCUUGAUGGCUUAAAAUCGUAUCAAAGUACUAUUUUUCAGUGUUGCUACAAACGGCGUAGUCGAAAAGAUUGAAGAAUACAAGCGGGAGCAGCCGAGCAUCUUUGCCUGGGAAAUCCGCGACAAGCUUCUCGGCGACCACGUUUGCACCACGGAAACUAUCCCUAGCGUCAGUUUCAUUCAAAGUUUUCGAAAUAUUCAAAAAAACAUUGUGUUUUGGCUGCCGACUGGCUGAUUUUUUCUACAUAGGCCAUUGUAUCAAUGCGCUUCGCCUUUGAAUAGAAGCUCAAUAACUGGAACAACACUUUUCGCACAAUACAAGCUUUGCUGGCGGUUAGGAUUAGCAUCCGAAUGAAAAUUACAUGAUUUUGCUGUCCUGUGGGUCGUCGAGGUUUUCUUCUCUAUUUUAUGAUUUCUAAUUGCUUAUAAUCUGUUGGGGUCCAUUUAGAGUGAACUCCUUAAAAUUGAAAAAAAUAUUUUCAAAUGUUUUUUUCUUUUUAGACAAAUUACGAAGGAAAAAAAUUAAAUAUACCUCAAAGCUAAUUCCAAUAGAUUUUCAGCAAGUUUUUUCAUAUCUUCUUGCAUAUUUAAAAAAAAAACGUCGACAUUCUCAAAAAAAUGCCUCUGAUCCUGUAGCCCCGAGAAUAUAAAAACCAUCUCUCAAGAUUUAUCCAGAUUCUUUUUGAAGCCUAAAACAACCUUUUGCAAGGCUUUUUUCGCUGAGAAAGUACUGUUAUGUUUAUCUUAAACGAAAAAAAAAGCGAGAUUGAAAUCUCGAAUGUUAUUUUUUGGCUCUCGCAUUCGUUCAUGUUACGUGCGUGAUAACAUGUUUCACUUCUUUUUUUUUCCCUUAUAAACUUAAUUGUGAAAAAAUGAUGGUCCUUUCACAACUUUUUCUAAUUCGAAUCUCAGUUUUCAACUUCCUAAAAUCACUCCAUGAUGUUGUCAUCUUCUCAAAUAUUUUUCUCUUGCUCCUAUGACGAAUUCUCUAUCGACUGAUGUCCUGGGAAAGUCUUCCUCUCAUAUAGCGAUUCUUGUUUUUUUUUUUUAUUAGUCUGUAACCUCACAAUCACUCAAUUGUCAGCAAAAAAAUUCAUUGAACAUUUUUUUGUUUUUUCUCUAAAAGAAGCCAUUCCGUGAAUGGAUCCAAUGACAGUCGCCUGUUAUGUUUAUUUAUGCUCCAAAAUUUGUGUCGGUCUCACAAUGCUCAUGUUAUCCAACACUUCAAUGAAAACUUCCCAUGUUAUUUUGGUUCUCUCCGAUAAUAUUUUUCGUUGCUCGAUUCACGACCUCCUUAUAGAUUGAUGGACCAGAAAGGGCAUCAUUCCCAUAUAAAAUGUCCCUUCUUUGUUUUUCAUUCGUGUAUGAGAAUUUUCGGUUUUCUUCUCAAUGUGAGAAAUAGUUGAAAUAAAAAACGAAGUCAAAAGAAACGUUUUUAACAACGCUCAAAAACGGCGCUUUGCUUUGAUACCUUCAGGAAAAAAUUAUUGCUUUUUAAAAUAGAUCAGCAAGGAUUUGUGAGCAAAUUUUUUUGGCCGGUGCUCUAAUAAUCGAUCAAUUUGUAGAGAAGAAACCGUCUUCCAAGGAAUCUUUUUUUUCCACAAAUUACGAUUUCAAAUCAAUCCAUGUUUUUAUUGCUCGCUCAAAUACUGUUGUUUUACCUAACUUGCGGCCUUCUCAUCAACAUGUGAACUGGAGAAGCCCUCAUUUCCAUAACAAUCCUUGUUUUUGUCUCCACUCUUAUUUUCAAACACGUGUAUUUUUCAAUUCCUGACUUUCUUUCAACUGAACUUCUAAAGAUCAUUUCUUAAAAUGGUGAUCUCUACUUUCGCUAAUAAAAAUCGUGAAAAGGCUCUCCGGCCAUAAAAUUCACUCAUGUUGUGUCGAAAACCUCAAAAAGGAUUUUUGAACAGACUCUAAUCGGUCCGCCCUGUUAAAAGAAAAGGGCGUGUGUACAAAGGAUGAUCGCUUCCAAAUCCACGAAUUUCAAUCUUUUCAUUAUUUUCGAGUCGACCAAAGUUAGCUUCUCUCAAGGUUCAGCAACCUUUUUUGGAAGGACCAGAUCUACUUCGACGAUUAUUUUUAUCAGAAAUAAAAUUCUAGGGGUCUAUUGCAAUCUCACUGUCAAUUACGAAAAACAAAAAUUUUUAACUUUCUUUUUGUCUGAUAUGUGCCAUAAUAAGCGUACAAACUAUCCGGUUCCUAGCGCCGAUUUUUUUUAAAAAUUCCCUGGAGUUUUGUAGUUUUCAAUUUUCCCCUUUUCAAGUUAGGUUCAGUCUUUAAAGUGGCUUCUUUUCGGAGUUUUUUUUCUCUCAUCUUCCAACUCGUGACCUCAUAAUCGAUUGAUUAACCAAACAGAGACCUCAUUUCCAAACACGCGCACAGUAAUUCAAAUGGGGGAAAGAAAAGAUGAGAAAACGCCGCUUACCGUAGGCCUCCUUGUGGGCAAGGUUUCCGCCGCCCUGAUAGCCAUCUUUUCCCUUUCUGAAAACGCCUUACAUCAGCAGACCAUCGAUUUGUUUGCCUUUCAUGGUCCCAUCUUAAGGCUUUUCUUCUCGAAAAUAUCAUCUCUUUGAAUAAUUUUUCAUGUCAGCAUAUUCCAGGUGUCUUCGAUAAAUCGAGUCCUCCGCAACUUGUCCGCCAAGAAGGAACAAGCUCAAAUGCAAUCCGACCUGUACGAUCGACUCCGUUUCGUCCAGCAAGAGUUCCCGUGAGUUUCCAAUCACUUAACUUUAGGCUGAAUCGCAGCACCUACGCCUUCAGAAGGAGAAAAAAAAAUGUUAUGAGUGAUUCUGAAAAAAGUUUAUUUUUCUUUUAUUGAUCAGGCCCCGAGAUCGUCUGAAAAUUUUUUAAUCUUUUAUCAUUUUGCAUCCAACUUUUUCCUUCCAGAUCUUGAUACUUUUGCAAAAAUUUUAGACUUUGUGGUUUUUCUUGCAGAAAAAGAACAGAAAUCCAACUUUUUGCAUCAAAAUAAAGAGUUGAAGUGUUCAAAAGUUCUUUCGGUUUCAAAAGGCAUACUAAUUAUCUUGCUUGUCUCAUCAACGUCUAAUUAAUUGACAGUUCCUUUUUCUUGUUUUCCAAGUUGAAAUGAAAAAAUAUUCUUUGGAAACGCUUUUUUCACUUAAAAGGCUUUCAAUUAAUCAGCUCUUUUAGCUACAACGCUCAGUGGUACAAUCAGUGGGCGAUGCCGAUGACUGGAGCCGUUGGUCUGAAUCCUUUCAACGCCAUCCCGGCGCAACCUUUGGUCGAGCCGAAAAAAGACUCCAGCGCUCCCGGUUAGUUAUUUUAUCUGAAGUUUUAAUACGACUUACAAAAGUCCAAUUCCAUAAUCUCCAAUCUUCCUGAGAGCUCUCUGGGCUUGAAAAACCUUGCCUGAGCUCUCAAAAAGGGGAAGUACUAUAAAAAAGGUACCCCGAAAAAAUAUUUUGUUCAACUUUAUCGUCUCAUGAUCCGAUGUGAGUAGGAGGGGGAGGAAAAAAACUGAAUGCUUUUACGAGCAUUCGCGAACGACGACAGAUGGGAUCCGAUGGAAGCAAAAAAAAAACCACGACGGCCGACACCGUUUUGCGAUUAAGGAAAGCGGAAGACGUCCAGAAUUCAGAUUUUCCCUCUUUCAGAUUCAAAGUCUCGCGGACUACGGUUUGAAGACUUCAAGCGUCAAGGAAAGACUUAAAAUCAACACUUUUAUUCAACUGAACAGUAAAAACUUCAAAUUUGAGAAUAGAAGAUGGAUAGGCAACUUUUUAGGAAUUUUUCUCAAUUUUUUUCCAGAUUUUUAUCAAAGCUUCAAAAAUUAUCUGAAAGUGCGAAAAACUUUUCAACCUCAGUUUACUUGAAUCAGGAUAACGCACUUUUUGGGUUUUUCUUACUUUUUUUGAAAACCGUAAUAAUUCAAUCGCACAAAUACGCCAUCAAAUUUCUGGCUCGAUGAAGAAUUUUUGACAAUUUCCAUAAGUUUCACACUUACGACAGGCCCUCGAAGCCUAAACAUCAUGAGAAACCCUAAAAGGAAAUUUUAAUCGAGAAUUUUGUCAACGAGAAAUUUUUAAGCAUUUGGUACAUUUUUGUACAACUUGACUGGUUUAGAAAGCUCACCGCUAACUUUUUCAUUCAUUAAUUCUUCAAGUUCUGAUAAAUUUUGGCGGUUUAGUUUAUGAAGGAAUAAUUCAAAAUUUUAAAAAUCGAAGUCAAAGACUUUUGAGAACAAUGCCCACUAUUUUCUCCUAUACCUAACAAUAAAUCGGGUCAAAACGGUGAAACGGCAAGUUUAUAGGCAAGUUGGACGGCAAAUGGCUGCGGGAGUCCAUUUGGCGAUAAUUCAACAUGACACAAUCUGUGCCGCUGCUCCUAUCGGCCCAAAAUAUCGGACCCCUUCGGUCCUCACCUAUUUAUCGCCUCAUCCUCAUCCCAUUUCCAUUCUUGUCUUUCACGCAAUAUCCUCCUGUUCCACAACUUUUUUUCUGUUUUUUUCAUCUCCAUUAUGAUCAUUUACUUAAAAAAAACUUUUAUAAAUGAAAUUCAGCCUAGGUGAGAGAAAUUUAAAAAAGCUUACUUGUGACUUUGAUCAUUUUCGGAAAUGCCCUUUCAAGUGAAAAAUAUAGCCUAGUUGAGUCAAAAAUUUGGUUUCUUGGAAAUCAAAAUAGUUUGCUGAUUUGAGACAAUGGAGCUGUUUGGAAUUUUAGCAAAUGAACCGAAAAAAUUUCCGGAUUCAGCUGAAAAUUUGCUACAAAGUUCAAGUGGCGUUUUUCAGCGGUUCUUUCGGUUUUCCUUUAAAAUUGACUAGCUCAGAAAUUCGUCCUAAGCCCCUUGAUGACCAAACUCAGCUUUCCCUGAAAAUCAUCAGUUUUUAACCAAAUUAAAAAUAAUCAGAAGCCCAUGACAGGUUAAAAAUGCGUAGUAUAUACGAAACUUUCAGUUUUCAAGUUUAAUUUUUCCAAGCUUCUCGAACGAAAAAAAUCUGGAAUCUCCGGAUUACCGUAGAAAUUUAUCAUAACGACGUCCCGACCGCAUUUGUACGCCUGUUAGAAUCGAAAUUGACUUUUGAACAAAUAUUAUUCGUGCGCCGAUUGGCCAUUUCAAGUCGACGACAAACCGAGAGGAACUCGUUUUCCGCAAAUUGCAAGACAAAACGUCUUGGCCCCUCUCUCUUCUCAAAUACCGUAACCUUGCGCACACCCGCCUUAGUACGUUUUGCUUGAGAAAUAGAAUUUGCUGAAAUAAAAAAUGAAGAAAAUUAGUUAUCUUUCCGAUAAGACCUAAAAUUAGUUAUCUUUCCGAUAUCUGAAGAGCUGUGAAAUUAGAAUGGUGAUGAUGGUCAAGACCGACUUCCAAUCAGCUUUUUAAAGUUAGCUCAACUCAGAAAGGAAAAAUUCGCUCCAUUGAAGAGCCUAUACAUUUUCACACAAACCAGCGGAUCAAAAUGGGAAUGUUCAAAAAAAUAAGUUUUAGUCAUAUUGAAUACAGAAACGUGACAGGAGAAACUGCGAAAAAUGAUAUUCCAAGCCGAGCUUUUUUCAAAUAAAUUAUUCAGUUAGAGGAUUCAAUAUUUAUAUAUUCUCACAGCCAAAAAAUUAAUUCUCAAGGUCCAGAUUGGAGAUCAUGCUUCAAAUCAACUUUUCAAGCUCCUUCCAACCAGCUCCCGAUUUUCGUGUGUUUUGCUCACCGAUUGGCGUAGUAACGACUCAUCUCCUUCUUUCCGUAAACACCCACCUAGCCGGACGUUGGUCUAUAAGCGCCCCGUGGCAGACAAAUUAAUGAGCAUUAAUGGACACCAACCUCGGCAGAAUGUAAUUCCUGCCGAGCGGCCUGGCUUAUAAAAUCGAAAAAUCAUGCCUAGUAUUUAUGAAUGUCUGGUGUCAAAAAUUCCGAAAGGGAAACUUUCGGCUUCAGUAGUAUGAUAUUAUCAAAUUUCUUGGCUCAUUAAACAGACAGUUUCUGUUUAAAUGAGCUCUAUCGAAAAAUCAUGAUAACAUUUCGUCAUUCAUCAUAUCUAAUCUAGCUUUAACUACCAAAAAACCCGGGACUUUGAAGAGAUUUUCACAUUAAAAUAAAACUAUAAGCUUAACGAGGCUCAAAAAUUCCAACGCCUCGGAUCAAACACCACAAGAACUUCUAUUAAAAUGAUAUAAAAUAUCCAGAUCAUCCAUUUUAUAGUAUUAUCCUUUGCAAAAUGCUAACUGAAUUUAUCAAAAAGAGAUAAUCGCAGUUUAGAGGAGAAAUGAAGUUUUUUUGUCCAAAUCUUGGAAGCCUUGAAGUUAUUUAAUCCGAUUUAUAACACUCAGCUGCCUCUGAAUAUCCAGCUCGAAAUAGUUCAAGAGAGAAAAAAAUGAGAAGCUCUGAAAUAUUGAAUUCAUUUUUUUCCAUUACUUUCGAAGUCCUUUCUUUGAAAAACUUAAAAAAAGUCUUCAAAAAAAGGUCUUAGCACGAAAUUUAAGUAGCUUGAUCGGAAACCUUUUUUUAGGCUUUGAAAGCAUUGCCUUUUUUUCGAUUAAAUACUGAAUUAUAUAGAUUCCACAAACAAAAACCAACUGCGUUUAUAAUAUCCUUGCGUGAAACAGUCACCUCAUGUACUUAAAAUAGGAAAUUUUCAAACCAACUGAUUAAAAAUUUCGGUGCACCCCGCUGAGAAGCGAUCAUGGCCGUUAUAAUCGAGCGGCCGUAGUCUUGUCGUUUUUUUCCCAACGAGACGACUUCUCUCUCCCACCAUAACCGCCGUCUAAUUUAAUUUAUUCACUAAGUCAACAUACAAUAAUCGCAAUUUUCGCCAUUCAUUUGACGGCGUUCGUCGGGUUAGUCGACUGCUGCUUCGCAUCGCUCGGCCUGGCUUUUAUCUGGCUUUUUUCAUAAUUUUUUCUCAUUUUUCCAUAACUUUUGUUUUUUGUUAGUUUUAGGUGAUUUCACAGCUUCAAGGCAUCUUCAAAUCAGUUCGCUAUUUUCCAUUAUCCUAUGUUUGAGCUGAAUACUGAGUUUACUGGAGCUUUCCUGCUCACUUUUAAGUUAAUCUAAAAGCAUUUCUGGAACAAAACGUUUUCCAAUGACAGAAACUACCGUUCCUGAGAUUUUUUAGCGUCUUCCAAGACGAAAAACUUCGAACAACUCCCUCAACCUCUUUCCUCACUUUCUUUCCUUAUCAUCUCAAAAAUUUAAAGUAACUAAAGAAAAAAAAAGGAUGGGCUGAGGACUGUGCGACCAACGGUUCUUCUUGCAUAUUACAACGUUGUUGUCCCGCCAAAACACUGGCGCUAAUGUACCGCGAAAAUAUUUUCCGCCUGACUGGAGCAGCCGUUUGAUAAGGCGAUGCGCGUCGCCCAUCGCCUUCUUAUUCUAGUUGAACAAGAAAUUUUUCUUUUGAAAAAAAUGACUUCUUGUCUUCUUGUCUUCCGAUGAAGAUAUUGGGUAGAACGGACUGUUGAAUUUAGACAGUUGGAAGGGAAAAAAUGACGAAAUUUCGAACUUUCUCAAAAAACAUCGAAAAUAGAUGGUUUGUAUUUGGUAUAUGAGGCUCUCCAAGAAGGGAAAGUUCUCUAAUUUGAGAUUUUCACAGAACUUUACAUUUUCGAACUCUUAUCAUCAUUAGUCAUACUUUUUUUUCUGAUUGAAUUAAAGGAGAGCAAAAAUUUGUGACUGAGAAAUGAGAUUCCUAGCUAUUUUGAACGUUAUUUAGAAGACGCGCCUUCAAAAAAUGUAAUGAGGUAUUUUUCAGAAGUUCCUCUAGAGUUUAGGAAGAAUCAUACAUUUUUUGCGGAUUUUUUGAAGUCCAAACUCCUUGCAUGACCUGACCUAACCCUAAAAAGAAUUUUUUUUCCCAACAAAAAUGGCCCAUCCAUUCCCAGAAGCUUCAUCAAAUUUUACCGACAGAAACUUUUCUUGAAAUUAGAUCAAGCUAUUUUUCAUAUGGAAAAAGUUCGCUUUGCCCUAUCUUUCCGUUUCCGUCACAUCUAUUACUUAACACACAAAAUAUCCCAGUUUUAAAUAUUAGCAAUUCGAUCUCGAAUAGAAGCCUUAUACUGGUAUUAGCUUGUUUUGGAAGAUUUUGAAACUCAGAGCCGGUGGGAGGACCGGCAAGCCGCGGAUUUGGCUCCAACUCCCUCAAAAAUCCGCGAAAAAAAGGGAUGGUUGGCUCGGCGAGUUGGCUGCACCCAAUGCAAACUUAGAUCCAUCACCGCUUCAAGAGGGGCAGAGGCUUUGGCUGGCGUCGGUUUGGAUUACGGUGGCCGGGGCGGAGCGUCCAGCCGUCGUCCCCUUCUUCCAGUUUUGGCUGCGCCCAACGUUUCUCCAUCUGUUGACUCUCUCCAUCAAUUACUCUAUCUCCAAGUGAGGGGCACCGCUGCUGUAUUUCUCUACCUGUCCUUUUGCGUUCCGGACUGCCUCACGCCACACAUCACUUUUUACUUGAGUGAUCCUGAUUGCUUGUGACAGUCGCUACCAGCGGCCCGCUGCCCAGAAAACUCGAGCUCACCUGCUCUUCUGAAUCGUCGCGACGGCUCACCGAGGCGGUCCUCAGUCAACCAUUGAGUCGGCCAGCUUUUCGUGCGCGCCAGACACUUGGUGCUAUCCGCCGAGCUCUUCUGGAGACUCCGGAAUGCAUCGACCUGAGCUCUACUCCAUCAACGAGAACAUGCCGCACUGCGAUCAGUCGCUCAUACGAGUUAAGGAUCUCUUAUAUUUUGAAGCGACUAGUUUAUAUUUUUUAAGUGAGAACCAGUUUUCGUUUGCUUGAAGAUCUGAGUGGAUAGUUUUUCCGUCUUAUAGUUUUAUGCAUGUUGUUAAAAUCAGCUCCGAUAGUUCAACCGAAUAUUUGUUUUUUUCGCGGAUGCACAGUCAACAAACUAAUUCACAGAAUAACAAGUAUGUCAUUUGAGUUUUUCCAAAAUUCCCCAUAUAGGGGACUUUUUUUGAAAAUUCUUUUUUCAUUAAAAUGAGGAUCAUUUUGAAAAACUUCCUUAACAGUACAUAACUCCUGAAUGCUCGAAUAUAUUUUUUUUCUACUCACUCAGCAUCGUAAUAUGACCAUUUCCAUUUCAGGUAAUAUCAAAAAAAAAAAACUUUUAUCCUUUUUUAUCUCCCAUUUUCCAACUUGAAACAAUGACUAAGUGGUUAGUGAAACAGUGACUACGUUUCUGCAGUUAUUUGAGGCGAAGGACCAGAGGAAGUUUCACCUCACAAGUUUAUUCGAUUUUAGUUUCGAUUUUCAUGAAUCGAGAAAAAAUCCAUUAGCAAUCUGGAACAAAAACUUGUCAGCUGAAAUUCCAAAAAAAAAAGUCUUUGAGUCUCAAAACUUCAAGGAUUACAUUCCAUAUUCAAUAAUUCGAUUUUUAAGCUUUUCACACUAAUAUUUUUCCAGCCUCAAAUCGUAAGCUCUCAAGUUAACUAAAAUUGCCUUCUGUUCUCUAGUUUUGAGGACCUUUCCUUCCGAAAAGCAAAAAAUGCCUACCAGUUCCAACCAAGAUCACUUGAGAACUUUCCUCAACUCUCCCAACCGUUUUGCCUCGUCGAUUCAACUGUUAAGUUUUUUACAACAGUGAGAGGAAGAGGGAGAGUGGGUGAGAGGGUGGAGAACACCGCGCACCUUUUGCAUUGUCUCAUUGCGCCACCUCGAGAAAAAGAAAAGGUGACUCUGCCGGCCACCAGUCGCACGUCUUCUGUCCUCGAGGCGGUAACCCGCCCCAUCAGCCAUCCGCGCGCUAUCAGUCGGUGGUCGUGCAGUCUCCCACGAGAGAUGAUAUCGGCCCACGCUCCGUUGACGCCGCUGAAGCCACCGCUUCCGCAGGCCGCGCCACGGCGACCUCCGCCAAUCCGCAAAAUUCGACACGGUACUUCCAAGUUCUUGUCGCCAACUUUUUGAUUUGCGUGAUUUUUGGGCCUUUUAGCAUUUUUCACGCCAUCUCUGAGACCUUUUCCGAUUUUUGAAGCUCAAGAAUGGUAGAGAACAUUGAACUUCGGACUUUAAUCUUUCAAAGUUUCCAACUAAUUGAUUUGAAAAAAAACUUACAAGUUAUAUGUGAUACUACAUCACAGUCAUUCAGAGCCCUUUCUGUUUUUUUUUGAGGCCUUCUGAUAUGAGUUUUAUUGAAAUUUCAUUCUGUAAAGAUCAUUCACAGCUGACUUUUUCGGAUAGCUCAUUCCGUAAAGAAACCACUUUUGAAAGAGUGUGUAAAAAAGCCCAGGAGCUCACUUUUUAUUCAGAAAAAAAGCUUCUGAAAGACGACAAUUUCUACUUUCUUUCAUUUUAUUUUUUCAUCAGAACAGCUCACAAUGGAAUGUUUUCAAAAUCUUCUGAUCUCGAAACAAUUCACAAUUUCAAACUUACUUUUUCUAGUCCGAAUGCUUAGAGGUUGCUGUUUUUUUUUAACUGUGGACUUCUUACGAAUAACAUCACUUCUCUGUUUCCAUCUAUCGAUUUCUCCUCAACGCAUGGGUUGUACACAAAUCGAUUCAUUUGCAUCGUAAUCAAAUUAGGAAUGUGAGCGAUUUGAAAGCGUUUGAUGCGAGAAAUAGAAAAAGAGAAAAAAACAGUCGAGACGUCGUUGCUCCGGAAGCCUUUCCACCGACCACCGGAAGCAAGAAGAAGCGUUAAUGGCUUGCAUUAGCUGCGCUUCCGUUUUGUUACCGUUGCCCCUUCGAGUGAUAAUCCAAGCCAAUGUUAUGAGAAUUCAAAAAAUCAUGAAACAAAAAAUUUGUCAGUAUGAGUUUACUGUUUUAGAUGAGGACCAAAAGCCUCCAAACGAUCCUGACGAGGACGCGGCGGCUCGAUUGCGUCUGAAACGAAAACUCCAGCGCAACCGCACUUCCUUCAGCCAGGAGCAGAUAGAGGCCCUUGAGAAAGGUAAAAUUCCGGUCAGAAAAAUCGGGAAAAAAAUCGAAUGUUUACAGAAUUUGAGCGUACCCACUACCCGGACGUUUUCGCUCGCGAACGCCUUGCGCAGAAAAUUGGUCUUCCAGAGGCCAGAAUCCAGGUAUGGUUCAUUCACCGUCACACGGAGAAUGGCUCAAGAUUUUUAUCUUGCCUCAUAGCUUUCUGUGAAUUAUUUGAAAGCGGUAUUCUAAAAAAAUAACUCACGUUGACUUUUUAUUUUUAUGAUGAUAUGUAAGUAAAUUAAAAAUUCUUCAAUUGAGCUGAACUAUAUUUUCAAUAAUAUAGAAGCAUAAAAUUGGUUUAUAUUGCGAAAUGAUCAAAAUCGAACCGUUGACGAUUCCCACAGUAUACUCCGGCGACUGAUAGCGUCAGCCCCGCCUACUUCUCACCAACGCGAGAGAUAGGAAAUCAUCCAAAUGGGCUAUAAUUAUUACAUAAAUACGAUGUGAUCAAGGUUGUACCUCUCCAAGGGCUCUCUUUCCUUGAAAAAAAAAAUAAGCUCUUGAGCAAGGAUAAUCUUUACCUGUUCCUCCAAUGCGUCAGAGCAGGAUUACAAAAAAAAAUAAAACUUGAAGCAGGAAAACAAAAAUCUUUUUUUCUUCUUCGUGACGCAGUUUUUAACGGUUUAUAAAACGCAAUGUCGACGCAACAAAAUGCGCGAUAAGUGAGUGACGUGCAUGGUGAAGAUAGUGGAAAAGAAACGAGGUGUCCGUAUGUCAAUCGCGAUCUGGAAUCUCGAGGGGAGGACGGCAGAUUGGCACGGUUGGCUUCCGCUCAGCCUUGAACAGGAUCAGUUGAGUUCUCUGACAAGUUUGAACCUUCAGACAGGUCAAACUCAUGUUUUCGUCGAGUUUUCUGGCAGAAAAGUGGAAUUUGAAGCCAAAAAAAAGCAACGAAAAUUGUUUUUUUCCAGAAACAUCAAGGAGAUUCUCUCAAAUUAGUCAAAUUAAUUAUUUUCCACGGCUAAAAAAAGCUUCGGCAUUUAUGGAACCUUUUCAAAUCUAUAAAAUCUUGAUUACAGUUUGCACAAAUAUCGCUAUUUCGAAAUAUCAGCAAACAACUUUUGUUCACUCAUUUUUUUCCUUAUUUUUUCUCGGUCAGACACAAUCACCACUCCAGAGCCACUUGCCUCCCCGGCACACUUGAACUUUUCCUUUUUUGGAGAAGAAUCGAAACAGGUUGCGCCGGCCGUUGUUUCAAUAACAACUUGGCCCAAAAUGUUCUCCUUCCUGAAGUUUCAAACUUGGAAGAAAAAAAGGAGAAUUUUUCUGUGGCAGAUGCUCAAGCAUUUCUGGACAUUUUGUUUGUUAAUUCGAUAAAAUAUUGACCUUCUGGAUAGGUCCUAUCGAGAUCAAAAGACAUUUAUCUUGAUUAGGCUCACCACGAAGACACAUGCUCGCAGCGAAAACGUAACAAAAACGCAGCUGUCUGUGUUACUGUGGAUUUUGAAUAUUACAGUAAUCAUUUCAUAAAGAAAGAAGUAGUUGAAUCUUACAAUAAAAAAGUUGUGAAAUAAAAAGUCGAAAAUCCGAUUUUUUCAAUAAUAUUGGAAUUACCCUUUAAAAAAAAGAAAGCUUUGAACCGGAAUUCUGGUCCAUUAAUCGAUUUCUCGGUUGAGGAAAGUUUUCAGAAUGAAAGAAAAAUCAAAUAAUCAUUGAUCAGUCAGCAGUAAUUCAAAAAAUCUGCAUUCUACAAUUUCUCUGCGCUAACAUAUUGAAAAAACUAUAGAAAUCCGAAAAAUAUGAUUUUCUCAAGAAAUUCAAAACCAUUGUCUUUUCCAGGUGUGGUUCUCGAACCGUCGCGCCAAAUGGCGUCGCGAGGAGAAGCUCCGGAACAAGCGUCCUGGCGGCAGCGUCAUGGACUCUUCCAUGUCCAACGGGACUCCUACUCCGACUCCUGGAUCGGGUCCAGGCAGCGCAAUGACGAACCCGAUCGGCUCGCCGGCUUCAACGCCCAACCGCUUCCAGCAGUCGAAUCCUUCGAUCGCUGCGGCCAACUUUGUGCCGCCGACCGGCCAGAUGUACACUGGGCUCACUCAGCCGACUAUGGACCCCUAUGCGUGAGUUUUUCGUUGGGAUGAGGAUUGAAUGUACAGAAAAAAAAAUUGUAUCUAGUAAAAUUUUCAACAUAAAAGUUGAAACAACCUAUUUUUUGAUAAAGAAGCGCACUUCAAUCAAAAGUUCAUUUUGACUUUGAAAAGCCUGUUGGGACCUUCAAAGUAGCGAUAAUAAAUAGUUCGGUUGAAACCUGAAAGUUAGUUAAUUUUGAAUCUCAUUUUGAAUCGUUCCGUCAAGAUGUAUCGAAGAUUUUUGUUUUCCAGGUUCGGUUUUGCCAACGCUGGCUUGGGGAUGCCGUACCCGCCGGCGGAUUUCAGCGCCCAUCACAUGUUCCCCACCACUCGUUCGCCAUACGACGCCUUCCAUGUGAGUUGUUUGUUUUUUAUACUUUUCAAGGGGAUUUUCUAAUUUUCCAAGUUUCAGCCGUAUGCUCGGACGAUGCAGACCAGCGUGGCUCACAGUUUCCCGCCUGGAAUGAACCCUGCAACGACCUCUUCUGUCGGUGGUGAGUUACCGGGAAAAAAAGGAAAAGAAUAUUAUCCCUCCAGUGGCAGCGCAAGUUCGUGAAGGGUGAAACAGUAUUGUCAUUUUUUGAAGAGGUCAUUAAAAACCCAGUCAUUCCCAAUCAAGCUUCCCUCGCUUCAAAUUUCUGUUUGAUUUUUGAAAGUGAAGCGGGAAACUCAUUCAGAUCUGUCAAACCCAGUCAGGCUUCCAGGUCUUCCGCUAAUUAAAGACCUUUAACAACUGUUCCAAAUGGAGCGGGGAAGCCAUUUUUUACGCUGGCUGAAAAUUCGGACGUUCUGAAACAUUCUGUUUUUUGUUCUUUGUGGAGCGGUUCCCAUUCGCUAUCCCUACAGUAACCGAGCGCGCCUUUGUCUGUCGUGACACAUGCGCCCAGUCUCUUGUCAACUCAAAUAAUCAUCUCAAACCCGUGAGUCCGCACGGAAGUCUUCAAAACGCCUCUCAUCGCGUCUCUUUCCUUUUUUUUACAGUCCGUCAACUGAUAAUCAGUCAGCACUUUAGAGGGCAAUCUGAUGUCUCAGACUUUCCAAAAAAAGAACUGAUAAAAAUGUCCGAUGCAAUCAGUCAGAAAUGAUGAGAAACAAUGAAGAAGAACUUUUUCGGACUUAUACGGGCAUGAACUUUUUUUUAUUUGUGAAAGUCAGAUCUAACUAGGAUUCCAUUCGAAAGUCGAACUUGCAAGCCGACUGCCUGCGAAAAACUUCAAGAGGCCGACCCGCUUUAGGGCAUUCUUCUGAAAUUUAUGAGCGCGUUUGGCGAGUUUAUGGCGGCAUCAUUUCUAGCAAAUGUUUUCGGCCUCGUUGUUCUACACUCAUUUUGAACGCUCAAGGAAUAUUCCAGUGCAUAAACCUAGUUUUUAAGAAAGUUCCCAGUCUUAGUUGAGUCGUAAAGUUGGCUUGAUGAUUUUGAAGUGUUAUGAAGGGAACAGGCUAGUUGAAACUAUUAUAAAAAUACAAGACAAGUAUAAAAAAGCUGUAAAUCUUUAAUAAGGUAUAUGGUUGGGUUUUUCCGGCCUCAAAAUUUUCAAAAAAAAGUUGCGCAAAGUUUUUUUGACCUAGUUUAAGAACUAACCGAGGCUUUCUCAAAGAUUUUCUACGCUUAUAGAUUUUUUUAAUCGCUUUCAAUUUUGCCUGCUCAGAUGACAAUAAUGUUGUCUCAAAAAAACAAUUUUUUUAGAAUUUUUUUGGUUUUUUUGAAGCUCAAAAAAAUAUCAAGAUACAAAUGAAGAGAAGGGAAAAUCGUUUUUUUCACACCGAAGGCUACAGCAUAUACAAAAAAAAUCAAAUUUAAAGAAAAUAUUCGAAAUUGUUCAAUUUCAGUUAUCACGCCUGGAAUGAGCGUCUCGGCGGUUCUGAACACAAUCGACCAGUCGUCCCUCUCCUCGGGUCACCCAACUAUGCACGACAUUAGUGAAGUUCAACCUCAUGAUGCCGCUUCGCAGUACUGGCGCCAGUAG
Messenger RNA from Caenorhabditis auriculariae, 24298 nucleotides. Lineage: Eukaryota; Metazoa; Nematoda; Chromadorea; Rhabditida; Rhabditidae. The record is from the annotation of a GenBank genome assembly.